Molecule: messenger RNA, 915 nt
Organism: Naegleria gruberi
Lineage: Eukaryota; Heterolobosea; Eutetramitea; Acrasida; Naegleriidae
Exons: 1
Coding region: 1-915 (304 amino acids)
Source: RefSeq, a predicted model, not a curated record
AUGUCAACAAUCAUUUCACUAAUUGAUCUAAAAUCCUCCUCGGAAGACAACAACAUUGAUCAAUUAUUUAAAUAUUUAAAGCAAUCACUCGCUUCCAAAUUCCUCCAAUUUUCUUUAAAUUUUAAACUUGUACGAACGUUGAAUGUUGCUAAUUUCGAGCCGAGCUUUGAUAUUGCAAUUUCUAAUUGUUUCGACGUAAUUAUUGUAGUUGGUGGAUCAUCAUUAAUGAUUUUCGAUAAAUCAAAAGUUGUCACCUCUGAAAAUUCCCUUUUAUUUGCUGUCAAGUAUAAGGAAUUUGUGUUUCAUUGUUUGCGAUUGGUGAAUGAGAAUUCAGAGGAAUUUAUUUAUGCAAGUACAAGUGGAGGAAUUAUUAAAAUUAGAGUGAAGGAUUUGAUGGAAGGAAAGGAAGGAAUUGUGUGGGAAUGUAAAAAAUCAAACACGAAUAUUUGGGGGUUGGAUUUGAUGGGAAAUCAAGUGUUUUUUCUUGAUUACAAUAGAUCAGUAGUUUGUAAAGCAAAUAAGGAAACAGGAAAGGAUGAAGGUGAAGAUGGGAUUAGUUUAGUUAAUGGAUAUGGAAUUGAAUUUUUAUCUGAAAGUGAAAUAUUAACAUCCAAUCAACAAUCUUUGGAAAUUUUCAAAAAGCAAGAAAAUAAUUGGAUCUCUAAAAGAAGAGUGGUCAUUCCCAAGUGUUCAACUGCCUAUUCAAUAUUUUAUGAGAAGGAAUCUGGAUUAGUUUACUUAUCGGAUACUGAAAAUCAUCGAAUUUUUGUCAUUAGAUUGUUUGAUUUCUCAAUUGUAAAAACAUUUGAAGAUUCUAAUGCCUUUUCAAGAAAUUUUGGAUUGUUUGUUGAUAAGAGAACUGGUUUACUCUAUGUUAUUAAUAACAAAUCCAAAGAAAUUUCAAUUUUUCAAUGA